CCUCUGUCUGGCCGUCCCUCCUCCCCCUCUUUUCGCACCAAUACCUCUUUGUACCGUACCCCCCGGGGACCCCUGCGCCCCUCCCCUCCCCCCUGGCCGCAUGGACCGUCCCGCAGGCCGCUGAUGCUGCCCGCAGCGAGGUGGCCCGGACCGCAGUGCCCCUAGAGAGUUUAUUCACGUUCGCUGCUGAGCAGUGAAGCUCUGUGAAGACACCACGGUUUAGCCAGCUUACUCUUGAUGGGCAUCUGGGCCGUCCCCAGCGUGAGGUUGGCGACAGAUCGUGCUGCGCGAGUGCUCUUGUGCCCCUGUCAGCGGACACCUGCGCUGUCUUCUCUUGGCUCUCAUGGUACCAGGUGACACGGCGGCCUUCCUGUGACCCGGGGACGCCAGACCUUCUGCGAAGAUGUCAGCAAUCCAGGCCGCCUGGCCAUCCGGUACAGAAUGCAUUGCCAAGUACAACUUCCACGGCACUGCCGAGCAGGACCUGCCCUUCUGCAAAGGAGACGUGCUCACCAUUGUGGCGGUCACCAAGGACCCAAACUGGUACAAAGCCAAGAACAAGGUGGGCCGUGAGGGCAUCAUCCCAGCCAACUAUGUCCAGAAGCGGGAGGGCGUGAAGGCCGGCACCAAGCUCAGCCUCAUGCCCUGGUUCCAUGGCAAGAUCACACGGGAGCAGGCAGAGCGGCUUCUGUGCCCACCGGAGACAGGCCUGUUCCUGGUGCGGGAGAGCACCAACUACCCCGGGGACUAUACGCUGUGUGUGAGCUGUGACGGCAAGGUGGAGCACUACCGCAUCAUGUACCACGCCAGCAAGCUCAGCAUCGAUGAGGAGGUGUACUUCGAGAACCUUAUGCAGCUGGUAGAGCACUACACCUCAGACGCAGACGGGCUCUGUACUCGGCUCAUCAAGCCAAAGGUCAUGGAGGGCACAGUGGCAGCCCAGGAUGAGUUCUUCCGCAGCGGCUGGGCACUGAACAUGAAGGACCUGAAGCUGCUGCAGACCAUUGGGAAGGGGGAGUUUGGAGACGUGAUGCUCGGUGAUUACCGAGGGAACAAAGUCGCCGUCAAGUGUAUUAAAAAUGACGCCACUGCCCAGGCCUUCCUGGCUGAAGCCUCUGUCAUGACGCAACUUCGGCAUAGCAACCUGGUACAGCUUCUGGGCGUGAUUGUGGAAGAGAAAGGUGGGCUCUACAUCGUCACUGAGUACAUGGCCAAGGGGAGCCUGGUGGACUAUCUGCGGUCGAGGGGUCGGUCGGUGCUGAGCGGAGACUGUCUCCUCAAGUUCUCACUAGAUGUCUGCGAGGCCAUGGAAUACCUGGAGGGCAACAACUUCGUGCACCGGGAUCUGGCUGCCCGCAACGUGCUGGUGUCUGAGGACAACGUGGCCAAGGUCAGCGACUUCGGCCUCACCAAGGAGGCCUCCAGCACCCAGGACACGGGCAAGCUGCCAGUCAAGUGGACAGCCCCGGAGGCCCUGAGAGAGAAGAAAUUCUCCACCAAGUCUGACGUGUGGAGUUUCGGAAUCCUUCUCUGGGAAAUCUACUCCUUCGGGCGAGUGCCUUAUCCAAGAAUUCCCCUGAAGGACGUCGUCCCUCGGGUGGAGAAGGGCUACAAGAUGGACGCCCCUGACGGCUGCCCGCCUGCGGUCUACGAGGUCAUGAAGAACUGCUGGCACCUGGAUGCCGCCGUGCGGCCCUCCUUCCUGCAGCUCCGGGAGCAGCUCGAGCACAUCAAAACCCACGAGUUGCACCUGUGACCGCCGGGCCCCCCCGGUGCCCCCCCCCCCCCCACCCAGGUCGUGGGCCUGCGGGGACUGAACCUGGAGAGAUUGUGGACCUGGUGCCCCCACUUGCUGGGCCCAAGCCUGAACUGAGCCCAGCGGGCCCAUGGGCCUCUUUUGUCUGUCCCAGCCUGCACCCCCUCUGGCCCCCCAGAGACCCUCCCUAGGCCUGGCGCCUUUUCUCAUGGACCCACCUGUGGGGCUUCGGGAGCCCCACCGAAGGGCCAGGAAGGGAGGAGGCUGGGGAGCGUGAGGCAGAUGCCCCCUACCGUGGUCAGGCUUCUCCUGGCCUCCCAUCUCUCGCCUUCUUAGAGUUUUAUUCCUUUCCUUUUUUGAGAUUUUUUCCCGUGUGUUUAUUUUUUAUUAUUUUUCAAGAUAAGGAGAAAGAAAGUACCCAGCAAAUGGGCAUUUUACAAGAAGUACGAAUCUUAUUUUUCCUGUCCUGCCCACCGGGGUUGGGGAGACCAGGCCCCUCUCUAGGGACCCAUCGCCCCAGCCUUGUUCCCGUGUUCCGUGUCCCGUGUCGCCUCGGUCGCCCCGUGUUUGCGCUUGACCACGUUGCACUGUUUGCAUUGCAUGCGCCCGAGGCAGACGUCUGUCAGGGGCUUGGAGUCCAUUCGUGUGCCGCUGCCACCCGCCCACCUGCCUUGUGAGAUGGAAUCGUAAUAAACCACAUGAGGACACCGCU
Molecule: messenger RNA, 2468 nt
Organism: Callorhinus ursinus (northern fur seal)
Lineage: Eukaryota; Metazoa; Chordata; Mammalia; Carnivora; Otariidae
Gene: CSK
Product: C-terminal Src kinase
Biological process (GO): protein phosphorylation
Molecular function (GO): protein tyrosine kinase activity; protein binding; ATP binding
Source: RefSeq, a predicted model, not a curated record